Molecule: messenger RNA, 3946 nt
Organism: Dama dama (fallow deer)
Lineage: Eukaryota; Metazoa; Chordata; Mammalia; Artiodactyla; Cervidae
Gene: FAM111B
Product: FAM111 trypsin like peptidase B
Exons: 3
Coding region: 183-2387 (734 amino acids)
Source: RefSeq, a predicted model, not a curated record
AGGGAAGAGUUCCCGCCGAGCGCCGUCCUUGCAAUCAUCGCGGAUCCCUGUCCCGCCAUCACCCUCGCCGUUGGGGCAGAUUCUCCGCUUCUGUGAGUGGCUCCUCUGAUCUUGAGGACGUGGAAUUCUUGGGGAGGCGAGGCGCAGUAGUGGAAGAAAGUCAUAUUCUCGUAGGACUCAUCAUGAAUUUCCUAAAGACUGAAGAGAAUACAUCAUUCAGUGCUACAGGAAAUGACCAGAGUACGAGACCUGAAGCAGCAAAGGGUACUGUCAUGGAGGAGGCAUGUUCUGGCACACCUGUUGAUCAGUCUCUGUCUGAUAUACGAGAAUGUAACAGCACCGUUAAAGUUAAAAGUGAAGUCAGCAAGCAUGAACCAUCCUCUGAACGGCAGAACCCACACGUGAGCACCACUGAGAAAUGUCGUUUCACCUUCAGUUUGAAAGAACACUCCAAGAAGUCAGACCGAAGUGUGUUUACAGCAUUUGGUGGACCCAGUGAGAAUAUCUAUUCAGUUCUGAGUGCUCAUGACCAUUUCAGUGAAAGGAUGGAGAAACAUGUAAAUAAGAACAUCAUUGUUUAUGAAGAAAAAGUAAUAGACGCGUAUAUAAAUUUAGGAAUGCCUCUCAGAUGCCUACCUAGUGGUUCCCAUUUGAAAAUAACAUUUGGUCAAAAAAGGAGUAACCAGGAAGAUGAUCAGUUAUUACGCACAUGUAAAAAUCCAGACGCUGAAUGCAUUCUUUUUCACGUUUUUGCUAUUGGGAAGACCAUAAAGAAGAUUCUUAAGAUUAAGGAACUUCAUGAGCAAGGAACUACACUUUAUGUCUAUGCCUUGAAGGGUGAGACUAUCAAAGAAGCCCUUUGCAAUGAUGGCCGAUUUCGCUCAGACCUAGACACAUUUAAAUGGAGAGUAAUAGAAGAUAACAAGAAAAUUUAUGGAAAAAAGUCCAUGGUGGAUGAAGUAUCUGGAAAAAUCUUAGAAUUGGACAUUCUUAAAAAACUGUCUAUCAAGAAAUGUACCCAUAAAAAAAUUAAACCAGAAGAUGAAAAUGCCACUGAAGAUAUCAGUCCACAGGCUUUAACACAGUCUAAAACCGAAGUCCUUGAACCAGAGAAAGAUGGAGAAACUGAAGAUGUAGAACCCAACAGAGAAAAAAUUCUCCCAUAUCAGAGUCUAGGGCUUGAUACUGAACGUAAAACAUACAGGUCCUUUUCCAAAGUUAAACAUUACAGUAGUAAAUAUAAAUGUUUUAGGAGAAAAAUCCCACCAGUUAGGCGAAGGCUGUCUCUGGGUAGGCAGUAUGCUAUUAAGGAAAUCCAAAGGGAGACAACUGAUCUCUGGGUAAAUAAUUUAAAAAUAUUGAACAAAGUUAUGAUGCAUCAGUAUCCAAAUUUUAAUAAAGAGGCACUUCAGAUACAAAAGUAUUUUCGGGAAGAACAGAAGAGAUUACAACUGCCAACGUUUAAACAAUUCAGCAUGUAUAAAGAGCACUUUGGAAAAGUGACUGAAAAUUCUACUUCAGUUGCAAUCUGUGAACGUCUUAUUCAUCUUAGUAAGUCAGUUGGGCUCCUGAAAUGGGACAAUAAUGGAAACAAAGGCAAUGGUACUUGCUUUGUUUUCAACAAUAAUAUUAUUUUCACCUGUAGACAUGUUUUUCAUCUCAUCGUGGGAGAAGGUACCGAUCCAAAGUCAUGGCGAGAUAUAAUAAGCACGUGUGUAAAGGUCACUUUUGCUUUUAAAGAGUUCUGCCCUAGGGAUGAUGAUUGGUUUUCCAUCAAGCCAUGGUUUGUGGUGUCUGAUGAAAGUCUAGAUUAUGCCAUUUUAAAACUAAGUGAAAAUGGAAAUGGAUUUCCUCCAGGCCUAGCAAAACAGAUUUUGCUUCAACCAUCCAAUGGUUUACUUUAUUUAAUUGGUCACCCAGAAGGCCAGAUCAAGAAAAUAGAUGGUUGUUAUGUGAUUUCUCUAGAUCAACGGUUAGAGAGGUACAAAGAACAUUAUCCAGGUGGGGUGGUACCAGGAUCCCAUUCAGACGUUUAUAAUGCUCUCCCUAUGUUCACCCAGAAAAGUUUCCUGUCAGAGGUCUGGAGCACUAACACACUUAGUUAUGAUACUUGUUUUUCUUCUGGGGCCUCUGGCUCCCCAGUGUUUAACGCGUCUGGCAUGUUGGUUGCUAUGCACUCCUUUGGACAUUUUUAUAGCCGUGGAAAAAAGGCUUAUGCCCUUAUUGAAUAUGGCUAUUCUAUGGAAUCUAUUCUUCGUGACAUUAAACAGAAAGAUGAGAAGUUGUAUGAAGCAUUACAAGAAGAGAAAAAUGAGAGCCACAAUGAAGAGAAUGAUAAACAAGAAUUGUCACUUCAAGAUCAUGAGAUUGAAUACAUGCAAUAUUAAGAAAAGGCUGCUGCUUUCAAAAACAUGCCAGUGAUUUAAAGUAUUGGGAUGGCCAAAAGUUGGUUUGGUUUUUUUCUGUAUGAUGGCUGUAGUAGUGCUUAGUUGUCUUAACUUCAUUUGAAACAAUUUCAUUAGAUUGUAAUAAUAUGGGGACAGCUGUUGUAUCAGCAGGCAUUUUUUAAAAAACAUCAAAAUUAGUGAAUUUUUGUGUAGCCAUUUUAAUAUUGAAGAUGGAAGGAAACAUUGUUGGCAUAUUAUGCUUUAUUAUUUCAAGAAAGGUUAAAACUCUAUUGAAAUAAAAAAAAAAAAAAAGAUUUGUGCAGUGCAUGGAGACGGUACUGUGACUGAUCAUAUGUGUCAAAAGUGGUUUGCGAAUUUGUGUGCUGGAGAUUUCUCACUGGACAAUGCUCCAUGAUCUGAUAGACCAGUUGAUGUUAAUAGCAAUCCAAUCUAGACAUUAACUGAGAGUAAUCAGUGUUAUAUCAUGCAAGCGAUAAUUGACAUACUCAAAAUAUCCAAAUCAAGCAUUGAAAAUCAUUUGCACCAGCUUGGUUAUGUUCAUCACUUUGAUGUUUGCGUUCCACAUAAGUUAAGCGAGAGAAACCUUCUUGACUGCAUUUCCACAUGGAAUUCUCUACUGACACCUAACAAAAACUUUCCAUUAAAACAAAUUAUAAUGGGUUGUGAAAAGUGGACACUGUACAAUAAUAUGGAAUGGAAGAGAUCAUGGGGCAAGUGAAACCGCCACCAACCUCACUAAAGGCCAGUCUUUGUCCAAAGAACUGAUGUGUGUAUAUGGUGGUACUGGAAGGGAGUCCUCUAUUAUGAGCUCCUUCUGGAAAACCAAAUAAUUAAUUCCAAUAAGUACUGCUCUGAAUUAGGCCACCUGAAGGCAGCACUUGCACGAAGUAUCCAGAAUUAGUCAACAGAAAAUGUAUACUCUUACAUCAGGAUGACACAGACUGCAUGUUUCUUUGAUAACCAGGCAAAAAUACUUACAGUUUAGCUGAGAAGUUCUGAUUCAUCCACCAUCUUCAUCAGACAUUGCAACUUCAGAUGUCCAUUUGUUUUGGUCUUUACAAAGUUCUCUUAAAGGAAAAAAUUCAAUUCCUGGCAUAUAAAAGGCAUCUGGAACAGUUCUUUGCUCAAAAAGAUGAAAAGUAUUGGGAAGAUGGAAUUAUGAAGUAGGCUGAAAAAUGGUAAAAGGUAGUAGAACAAAACAGUAAAUACACUGUUCAAUAAAGUCCUUGGUGAAAAUGAAAAAAAAAAAAAGACAACCUUUUGGUCAACUCAACAUUUGGGGCUGUUUCUUUAAAAUAUAAUGAAUAUUUCUCAAUUAGAAAAAAAAUUUCAGAGAAUCAUGUGGAUGUACAAAACACAUAUUAGAGCUCAAAUGAGCAUUGAUUUUUUUUCUCUCAUUGGCUUUUUUUCUUUUCAGCAAUCUCAAGCAUCACUUAAAAUACUUCAGUUAGGUGGUACAGUACUUGCUGGAUGUGAGGUAGACUAUAGGGAUGUAUUGUACAACACAAGAAAUAGAGCCAGUAUUUUAUAGCUGUAAA